AUGCGUAAACGAAGAAGAAAAACAACAGCUUUUUCUAUCAACACAAGUGAACUUCUUCGUCUUUAUUUUAAAUUUUCUUCACAUUCUUGCCUUACUUUUUUAUUUUGUUGUUUUUUCUGCCUAAUUGUUUAUUGCUCUUCUGUUCAUGGACGUUCUCCACCUGUUGCUCUAACGGAUGUUCUAAUUCAAACUACUUUAGGAAAAAUUAUUGGGUUUAAACAGAAGUUUGAUGGAAAAUCUGUCCAUACGUUUCUGGGCGUUCCGUAUGCAAAAAGGCCAACUGGUUCAGGUCGAUUUGGGCUUCCUGAAAUGGUCAGUUUAAAAAAAACAUGUUUACUAACAUUUCAACAAAAUUUGAUUAAAGUGAUGAUUUUAUUUCAGAUUGAACCUUGGGAAGGAGAAUUCCGAGCAGAUAAACCAGCUAGAACAUGUUUCUUUUCCAGAGAUACCAUGUUUCCAGAUUUUCCUGGUGCAGAAAUGUGGAAUCCGCCUAACGAUAUUGACGAGGAUUGCCUUGCUAUGAAUAUUUGGGUUCCUGAGCAUCACGAUGGCACUGUUCUUGUGUGGAUUUAUGGAGGUGGAUUUUACUCGGGCUCUCCUUCUCUUGAUUUAUACGAUGGGCGAGUUUUGGCUGUUCAAGAGCUUGUUAUCAAUAUCAAUUAUCGGUUAGGCCCUUUUGGAUUUUUGUAUUUUGGGGAUGAUACAUCAGUUCCUGGCAAUAUGGGACUACAGGACCAACAAAUGGCUUUGAAAUGGAUACAUGAACAUAUUGCCCAUUUUGGUGGCGAUCCUCGGCGUGUUACUCUUUUCGGUGAGAGUGCGGGUAGUGCUUCAGCAAUGGCACAUAUUUAUUCUCUUUUUUCGCGCAUUAUUGCACAAAGUGGGUCAAUCAUUAAUAAUUGGGCUACAAAGCCAAAAGCUUCCAUCCUUCAACUUUCUCUGCAAUUGGCGCAUCAUUUGAAUUGCAGCAAUGGAAAUAACUCUACUAAAGCGAUGCAGAAUAUAGUGGAAUGUAUAAAACGUGUACCAACAGCAAUUAUUCAACGGGCUGGUGAUGCUGUUUCUCAAUCGUUAAGCCUCCCAAUGGAUUUUGCAUUUGUUCCAAUAGAUGAAGAUACGCACUUCUUUCGUGGUAAUGUCUUCGACAAAUUGCGCCGAAAAGAUUUCAAACGUGAUGUUAGCAUUCUUGUGGGGACUGUACGAGAUGAAGGAACUUACUGGUUGCCCUAUUGUUUACAAAAAAACGGGUUUGGCUUUAACCAUACAAUAUCUCCUGAGGAUCAUAUAAACCAGGCAUUGAUAACUGAAGCAGAUUACAGCAAAGCUUUUGAUGCAUUUCUUCCUUAUUUUGGCAAUUCAAAUUUGGUACGUCAUGCACUUAUGCACGCAUAUUCACAUCUGCCUACAGAUAAGCAAGAACAAAUAUGGCGGGAUGGUGUUGCACGUUUUCUGGGUGAUUAUUUCUUCACUUGUGAUAGUAUUGAGUUUGCUGAUAUUGUGUUUGCAAAUCCUUGGCCACAAUGGAUGGGAGCAAUGCAUGGCUACGAAAUUGAAUAUGUGUUCGGAUUGCCUUUGAGAAGCCCUCACCUUUACGAUCCGUCAGAAUUGGAAUUGGAAAUAUCAUUUUCUACAAAAAUUAUGGAGUUUUGGGGACAUUUUGCGCGAACUGGGGAACCUGUAGAAUUUUGGCCAAAAUAUAAUCGGAUAACGAGAAAAUCUUUGAUUCUAAGCGAGGAAAUUGCUACUGGCACGAGUCAUCGUAUUUAUGUAGAUGUGCACGGAAAACUUUGUAGAUUGCUGGAGGAAGCUCAAGCGGUAGCUGGAAUUACUGGAGGUUUAUUUAAGUUUCUUAUAUUUUUCUAUACGUUCUACUUAGAACAGAGGUCCCGUAUUUGCCCCGACGGUCGUUCAACUACAGUUAAUUAUGGACAAGAGAUUUCAAUGGAAGAUGUUAAAGAAGAAAUGCAACUAAAUAGAGGAAUCAGUGGUAUUAAUAGAAUUCCUUCAAUCAAAAUUUAUAUUUCAUUAAUAAUUUUAUCAUUAGCUUUAUUAAGAUCUCCUGAAAUAUCUUUCCUGUAUUCAUCAUUUAUUUUUAAAUAA
Messenger RNA from Meloidogyne enterolobii, 2100 nucleotides. The record is from the annotation of a GenBank genome assembly. Lineage: Eukaryota; Metazoa; Nematoda; Chromadorea; Rhabditida; Meloidogynidae.